Culicoides brevitarsis is the source of this 1856-nucleotide messenger RNA. RefSeq names its product cytochrome P450 6d3-like. NCBI's taxonomy places the organism in Eukaryota, Metazoa, Arthropoda, Insecta, Diptera, Ceratopogonidae. Bases 45 to 1499 code for a protein of 484 amino acids. The record is from RefSeq and is a predicted model, not a curated record. The transcript is spliced from 2 exons. Gene Ontology annotation, molecular function: monooxygenase activity; oxidoreductase activity, acting on paired donors, with incorporation or reduction of molecular oxygen; heme binding.
AUCGCGCUGUAAAGUUGUAAUCUAUUACAUUAAUUAUAGUAAAAAUGUUAUUUUACAUUUUUAUUGCUCUCGGUUGCAUUUACGCCUUUUUAAAGUAUCUCUUCUCGUAUUGGGCCCGUAAUGGCUUCCCAUAUCUUGAACCAGAAAUUCCCUUCGGAAACAUGAAAAAGUUCGCAAAAAAGCAAGCCUCCUUCGGUUUGAACACCUGGGAAAUGUAUCAGAAGGUUAAAAAGCCCUUCGUUGGCGUCUACAUCUUUUUCAGUCCAACAUUGUUGAUUCGCGACGUUAAUCUUGUGCACAAAAUUUUGGUAACGGACGUCGAGUAUUUUUACGAUCGCGGAAUUUACAUGAACGAAGAGCGCGAACCGAUGUCUGUGAGUUUAUUUUCGCAACGAGGCAGCAAAUGGAAGUGUUUGCGACAGAAAAUGAGUCCGUUAUUCUCCACGGGAAAAUUGAAGAAUAUGUUUCAGACGAUUUUGAAUGAAGUUGAUCACUUAGACAAAUAUGUUGAAAUUAAAGCUGAAAAUAAGGAAGUUAUUGAGUUUAAAGACAUUUUGCAACGUUACGUUUUGAAUAUUAUUGGUUCGGUGUUCUUUGGCAUUGAGCUGGAUACGAUUGCAGAUCCAAGUCACCCUUUUAGGAACAUUAAUAAAUUAAUAACAAACAGAGGGUUGAUUGAAGAUAUGAAGACUGCUUUGGUUUUUAUGGCUCCAAAAAUUAUCGACAUUUUCCGCAUCAACACCUUUAAUCCAGACGUAAAAAAAUUCUUUUAUGACGUCGUGAACUCUACAAUUUCUCAUCGUGACACGAACAAUUUUCGUCGCAACGAUUUUAUGCAACUCAUGCUGGAUAUGAGAAAAUCCGAUGACGCUUUAACAAUUGACGAAAUUGCUUCCAACGUUUUUCUUUUCUUCAUUGCUGGCACGGAAACCACCUCCGCAACUGCUGGAUUUUGUCUCUAUGAGCUCGCAUUGCAGCCAGACCUCAUGAAACGCGUGCAAACCGAAAUCGAUGAGACCCUGGCGAAACACGAGGGCGUCAUCAGUUACGACAGCAUCCAGGAAAUGGAACUUUUGGAAAUGUGUAUUAAGGAAACUUUACGAAAAUAUCCCGGAUUGCCGAUGCUGAAUCGCGAAUGCACCAAAGAUUUUAAAAUUCCAGACUCGGAUUUGACCAUCAAAAAGGGAACGGCGAUUUUGGUCUCGAUUAUGGGAUUGCAUUACGAUCCAAAGAAUUUUGCUGAACCAGAAAAGUUCGAUCCCGAGCGUUUUAGAAAGGGACAAGAAACGUUCAAUAAAGACGCUUAUAUUCCCUUUGGAGAUGGCCCGAGACAGUGUAUCGCGGUGCGAAUGGGAUUCAUGGGAGCCAAAGCUGCUGUCGUGAAAAUGUUGUCAAAAUAUAACUUUGAGACAGUCAGUAACAAACCAAUUGAGUUCGAUACGCAUUCAGUUGGACUUCUGAGCAAAGGUGGACUACCACUGAGAGUUUCAAAGAGAUAAGAGAAAGGCAACCGGUUAAAGAUAAGACUUUAGUUGAAUAGACACUAUUUUACAUUGAAUUACCUUGCACUUUAUUAUCAUGUCUGAGAUGCAUGUAGGAAGAAUUUUAAUAAAGAUAAUGCAACUUUUGUGCACUAUGAUGACGUUUUUCUAAUUAUAUACUAAAAGAUGCAAGUCAUCGUGAGAUUUGUAAACGAGUGUUAGAUAAUAUUUGUUUAGUAAUUAAUUCAAUUUGAGUUAGAGGUGUGAUUAGAAUGAUUAAUCAUUUUUGUGUUUUUGUUUGAUUAUUUGUUUUAUAAAUAGUUUAAAAUCGUCGUUUUUGCUUAUUUUUACCAAAUAUUUUUAAACUAAACUUUU